Molecule: messenger RNA, 567 nt
Organism: Cutaneotrichosporon oleaginosum
Lineage: Eukaryota; Fungi; Basidiomycota; Tremellomycetes; Trichosporonales; Trichosporonaceae
Source: RefSeq, a predicted model, not a curated record
AUGGCGCCUCUUCGGCUCGUGGCGUGGGACGACUACCGGCGGGCGCGCGCCCACGACGCGCACGAAGCCGAUGUGUUUGACGAGAGCGACGACGAUGACGACGACGAUGGCGCCGACGCAGAGGCAGAUAUUCCCGUCCUCCGCGCCGCUGCCACGCCCACGUUCAAGCUCACGUCAUACGCGCCCGCUCCAGCCCGCGCCACCACUGCCGACCUCUACCGCGCCAUCAACGUGCCAACCUUCGCGCUCGUCCGAGGCACUCGCGUGCAAGGCGCCAACCCCUCCUCGGACGAGGUGAGCUCGCCAGCGCCGAAGCGUAAAGGCGCCGUGGCGAUACGUACCCCUGCAGCGGACUCCUCCCGGACUAGCACGUCCAAAGUCCACAAGCUCGCGCUCCCGCACCAGUCCCAGCCCAAAACCAGAACCAAACCCAAGUCCAAGUCCAAGGCCAAAUCCCAGCCUGAGGCAAAGACAAAGCGCGCUCACAGCCCCAAUUCCCGACGCGCCAAACAUACGCCGCCAGAGCCCCGACGCCCGCUGGCGCCCAAGGUGCCGAACGCGGCCUGA